CUAUUGAUAUUAAAAACUAUGCUUGUUUAUAUAUGUGUAUAUAUAUAAAUAUACUAUUCGUGCUGAUGUAUUUUACUACUGACGUUUCCAUGGCAAUCCAGCAUAACAACAAAGUUUCGGUAGUUUAUCAUAACUGACGUGAUUAAGUAAAAUAAAGUGAAAAACAUGGAGAGUAUGCGUCCAAUGACCAGUGGACAAAUGAUGUCAGAUAAAUCAGUCACUCAGUGGCAGAGAGAUUCGGAUAUCAAGAGCGAUAAUAAUUCGGACAGACCUAAAACAAGUGUAAGUCGGCCGCAAACUCGACAUGAGAGACCGAUAUCACGAAGGGGGACACAAAAUCAAACGACGCGAGCUGGAAGUGCGUUAAGAACAGCAACUCCAGCGAGAAGUGGAGCUUCGGCUAGACCGCCUUCAGCAUCUGCUUAUUCGAACCGUGGGUCAACGGCUAAUUCGCGGUCUAAUAAUCUAACAUCAGCUAUGGGGAUGAGUAGAUUAAAUACUGGACUUCCGCCUACCUCUCAUGUCAGUUCGGGAGUAUUUGACAGACCAAUAACGCAGCAUGGAAUCGCUGGAAUGCGGCCUGCUACAACUAGAGGAUUGCCUAUGACUAGGCAGAUUCAAGACAAAAGAUAUUAUGAAGGUUUGAUUCAACUGAAGCUUCGAGAACUUAACCAAGAAAUCGCAGUUAUUACCAAUGAAAUAGAAGCUCAGAAAAAAGAACGCGUAACUUUUGCACAUUACGAUAACAGAGCCAAAGAAUUGGCCGCUGAAUUAACGGAGCUACAAGGAAAAUUAGCAGAUUAUAAUAUUGUUAUGGAUAAAGUAGCGUCGAAUAUCGACAAAGACGACAUGGAAGACGAAGUAAAAGAAAUAAAAUCUUCGAAUGAACGAAUGACUGUGGAAAUAGAUAAUUUAUUUGAACAGCGGAGAUUCAAAGAACAGAAGUUACGUGAUAUGGAAGAAAGGAUUGAAAUAGAAGAAAAGAAAGCUGAUAGAAUAAUAGAAGCAAUGGAUCAAAAUACGCGUGAAAUGUAUGAUAAUUUAGUCGAACAAAGGAACAAAUUACAAAAUGAUAUCGGAGAGUUACAAAAAGAAAUGGAUUUAUUGUCGUCGGAAAAGUUUAAUUUAGAAGAACAAAUCGCGUUGUCAUCAAUAAAACAAGAGGCUGUAAAACUUGAAAUAAAAAUAGCAGAGGCUAAAGAAAAAAGGUCUAAAUUGUUGGAUGAACAGAAGAACAAAAUGUCGCCUGAUGAAGAAAGGGAACAUCUACUUACGCGAGUUAAACAAGACAACAUGGAUAUCGUUGCUGCAGAAAGGAAAAUUGCGGAAACUGAAAACAAAAUUCGUGAAGUUGAACAAGAAUUAGAACAAUUGGAAACGGACUUCGAAGACAAUCAAUCUGAGAAACAAAUAAAAUACAAUGAAUUGAGAAAACGUGAAGAAGCUAUCGAACAAUUUAUGCCUAAUUUCGAACAAAGCAAAGAAGAAGAACUGAAGAAAUUAAGUAAUUUAGAAGACAAAAUUGUCGAGUCAUUACGAAAAUUAGCUUACGCUACUGAUCAUGAUAUCAAUCAACUUUCGUUGAAUGAUGAGAUGGCCAUUUUCAAUAUUCCGGCUGAAAAUGUCAGCAAAGCAGACCAGAGUUUUGAAGAGCUUAGUAAAGAACACAUUAAGUUGAAACAAUCGCUUAUUAAAAUGGAAAGCUUAGAAAAGAAAUUAAACAAUGAAUUGAGUGAGUUGACUGAAAAAAUAAAACAAAAAGAAAAUGAAUUAAUUGUUUUAGAGGAUUUAGAAGGGUUGAAAGCGCGCUCUGAAGCGGAACAUGAGGAACUAAUUAUGCAGAGACAAGAACUGAAGAAUCGCCAGCCGGAACGAGAAAAAGAAUUAUUGGCUGUGCGUAAAGAAUAUGAAGAGCUGAAAACAGAACUGGAAAAAAAUGAUUUGUACUUACAAAUAAGUGCAUUGGAAGAUAAGUUUGAAAAAUUGAAUCGGGAUAAUGAAGAUAUCAUGAGUUCUAUUAAAGAAAGCGAAAAUCAAAUGAAUUAUCAAUCGCUAAAAGAACAAGUGUUUGUUUUAUUAGAAAAAUAUAAUUCGCUUCUUAAAGAUAACGUUAAAUCAAUUUAAUAAAUUUAUUACUAAAUUAUUCGACAGUUUUAAUUUAUUGUUGACGGAAAUGUUCAAGUAUU
Molecule: messenger RNA, 2186 nt
Organism: Microplitis demolitor
Lineage: Eukaryota; Metazoa; Arthropoda; Insecta; Hymenoptera; Braconidae
Product: intraflagellar transport protein 74 homolog
Exons: 2
Coding region: 166-2124 (652 amino acids)
Biological process (GO): intraciliary transport involved in cilium assembly; cilium assembly
Cellular component (GO): cilium; intraciliary transport particle B; centrosome
Molecular function (GO): beta-tubulin binding
Source: RefSeq, a predicted model, not a curated record